AUGUCCGGUGGGAAGGAUCGGCGAUCCAGGGCGAGCAAAACGCAAGGAUGGGAGGAAGCCGGUGGCGAGUUUUACCAGGAAAGCUACCCUGCCGAUCUGGAGGGUAUGCAGCGGGAUCCGUCGAAGAUCGCGACCCUGUUACCGUCGAAGCAGACGCGCAAUGCCACUACGAGACGUGCCCGACCAGCACAGGGCCAGGACACGAAAGGAGGUACCCGGCGGAGGGCCAGCUUCUCUACCGUUGCACGCCGAGGUUCACAAUAUCACGAAAUGCAGGUGGCCACCCUUCCCGAUCUGUCAGAGAACCUCAUCAACGAGGAACGAACAUGGGAGGAGAUCCGAGAGAUCAAAUCGAUGCCAGUUCCGAUGGCACAGAAGCGAGAAAUGAAGGCCCAGCUACAGAAUGCCACUAAGCUGCGGUUGCAGGGCUUCGAGCAGAUCAAAUGGCGCCGGCGGAAAGCGUGGCAGAGCUUUCGUUCCAAAUGGGGCGAAUAUCAAACGAAGCUAGAGCUAUGGCGAAUGUCGCUGAAAACGAUCGAGGGAAACUUUGGCACCGGUGUCGUCGCGUACUUUCUCUUCUUGCGAUGGCUAGUCUUUCUCAACCUGUUGCUGUUUCUGCUGAUAUUCGCUUUCGUAGUACUGCCGCAUCUAGUGCUGCGCGAACCAAGCGAUCUACCGUGCGAUCUAGUGGCGGAACCAAUUUCCGUACAGUGCUGCUCGGAGAGCUAUGAAAACGUUACACGCACCGCACAAUUCUCCGUGCUGGAUCUCAUCCAAGGGACCGGUUUCAUGGAAGGUACGCUACUGUUCUACGGCAUGUACACAAACCAAAUCUACGGUUACAGCCCGAUGGAGGAUCGCGCGUACCAAAGGGCACGCUAUCUGCGUGUAUCGUCGGCAGCGGCCAAUGCUUCGAGAACCAGCAUGGAUGCAGGUUUGUUGGAGGAGAACGCAGACGACUUAGAUACGGAGAGGCAAACAAUUUUGUACUAUGAUUUGCCGCUUGUAUACGUCAUCAUUAUAGCCAUCUACUACGUGAUAACGCUGGUCGCAAUCAUGCGUGCGGUGGUGCGACAAUUUAAGGAUCGUAUCGCCGAGGGUGAAGGAUUGUUUUACCAGUACUGCAACCUCGUGUUCGGUGGUUGGGAUUUUUGCAUCCACAACCAAAAGUCGGCCGACAUUAAGCAUAGAGCAUUGCACAACGAGAUAAAGUCAUUGCUCUACCAAAAGCGCUUUGAGCACGAGCGUAACAAUCGAUCGCGCGAGUUCAUGCUCAAACUAAUCGCCAUCCGUAUGCUGAUCAAUCUGAUUGUGUUCAUAAUUUUACUGCUCGCUGCAAUAACGAUCUACGUCCUGUUCAACGUAUCGCUGGCCGAGCUGGAGCCUAACUUUACGCCCUCACAUCCGGUUAGCUUUGGCGAGAGUAUCGCUAACCGGACGCUGUACAUGAGCUGGCCGUCGUCGUGGUCGGUGUUUUCUUCGGCGUCACAGCGCGGUGCCAUAACUUUCGCAAGUACCAUCACACCCUUGCUGUCGUCGAUGAAUGAUGAAGCGGGCAUGGGUGGAGCAUUCAAUUCCACCGAUCCCACGAUGGAUCGGCUAGAGGAAAAGCUGCGCGUAUUGUUUUACGAGUUCCUGCCAUAUCUGGCGAUAGUGUGUAUGAACCUGGUCGUGCCGCAGCUGUUCAACUAUCUGGUGCAGUACGAAAAGUAUUCACCACUGUUCGUGAUAAAGAUCAGCCUCUUCCGGACGGUUUUUCUACGACUGUCGUCACUUGCCGUGCUGCUCAGUCGAUUCUACUUUUUAAUCACGCCAAUGAAUGUGACGCAAAAGUUGUUGAUAAAUGCGUCCUCCGAGCAGGGUAUGGAGCAGACAACUACGAGCACGAUGCCGCCACCGACGACUUCCAUUCCUAUCACCAGUACCGUUACCACCGGUGAUUAUCAACUCUCCGAAGUGAAUACAUCAUUCGUAGCUAACUUAACUACGACUACGAUUUCAGUACUCAGUACAUUGGUACUGGAUCAACAGCCGAUAGCGGAAGCUCAAACUCAACAUCAACUACCAGCCCAGCAGCAAUGCUACGAUGAACCGAAUGGUGCUCCACAGUGCUGGGAAACGUUUGUCGGUCAGCAGUUUUACAAGCUGUUCAUCGUCGAUUUUGCAACGCAUUUUCUCGUGACGUUCUUUGUAAACUUCCCGCGCGCGCUGUUUGCACGGCAUUCCAGCUCACGGCUGGCCAAGUUCAUCGGCGAGCAAGAGUUCGAGCUGUCCAAGCACGUACUUGACGUGAUCUACUCGCAGACACUUUGCUGGCUCGGUACAUUCUACACACCGUUUCUACCUGCUAUCGCCGCACUGCUAACGUUUUUGAUGUUCUACAUCAAAAAGUUCGCCUGUCUGGUGAACUCGAACCCCUCGGCAAUACUAUACCGGGCCUCUCGGUCGAAAUCGCUUUUCAUGUCCACACUGCUCAUCUCGUUCACGCUCGCCCUAGUGCCGGUGGUAUAUGCACUAGCCGAAAUAGUGCCAUCGCGCUCGUGUGGUCCUUUCCGGGGUUUACCGUCCGUGUGGGAUCGUGCAAUAGCAGCGUUCAUGAAGAUGCCACUGUUCUUCCAGAACGUCAUCUUCUUCUUCGGCACGGCCAGCUUCGCGAUACCGUGUUUUGUGGUGCUCACCUUCUUCAUCUACUAUUACUACGCUGUCUCGACGGCAAAUCGGCACAUGGUGCAGGUGUUGAAGCAGCAGCUCGUGCUCGAGGGCCAUGACAAGCAAUUCCUGCUUAGCCGGCUCAGCCUAUUCAUCAAGCAGCAGCAGGAGUAUCAGAAACGCAUGAUACGCCAAGCCGCCGAACAGCAACACCAUAUGCAGCAACAGUACCAGCAACACUCCAUCUCUGGUAACUCGGCAAACAAUGUGAUACCGCCCCCGCCACCAUCGUCUUACCAGCAGCCACCGAUCGUGCCACCACCACGAACCAACAGUCAAUCGCAAGCGUCGGAAGCGACACCUGCCCUACCUCCGCGUGCGGAUCGAGACUCGAAGCCAAGCAGUCGGGAUCGACCGAAAGAUCUUCCCCCUCCUCCGAUACCGGGUGGUGGUUCCGGGUCUGCCGGGAACACCACGGGAGCCAACUGA
Molecule: messenger RNA, 3138 nt
Organism: Anopheles marshallii
Lineage: Eukaryota; Metazoa; Arthropoda; Insecta; Diptera; Culicidae
Product: transmembrane channel-like protein 7
Exons: 4
Coding region: 1-3138 (1045 amino acids)
Cellular component (GO): plasma membrane
Molecular function (GO): mechanosensitive monoatomic ion channel activity
Source: RefSeq, a predicted model, not a curated record